Nymphaea colorata (pocket water lily) is the source of this 1485-nucleotide messenger RNA. Its product is annotated as GDSL esterase/lipase At5g08460. The transcript is spliced from 5 exons. Gene Ontology annotation, molecular function: hydrolase activity, acting on ester bonds. Bases 7 to 1191 code for a protein of 394 amino acids. Lineage: Eukaryota; Viridiplantae; Streptophyta; Magnoliopsida; Nymphaeales; Nymphaeaceae. The record is from RefSeq and is a predicted model, not a curated record.
GCGACAAUGGUGCUCUCCCUGCCUCAUCUCCUCCUCAACAUCUCCCUUCUCUCAGCCAUCGGGCCCCAAGAAACGCCAGUGGAUCGCAGAUGUGUCUCUCUGAGAGAAGAUAGAGGUCCGAGACAUAGGAAUUCCUCUCUAGCUCCUGCCUUCUUCAUCUUUGGCGACUCCUCCGUCGACGUCGGCACCAACAAUUUCCUCGGCACGCUCGCUCGUUCCGAUCUCCCGCCCUAUGGACGAGAUUUUGAUACUCACAAGCCGACGGGGAGAUUCUGCAACGGCAGGCUUAUCGUCGAUUAUCUCGGGUCUACUUUUGCAGCAUUGCACAUGGGACUUCCUUUUGUGCCUGCAUUCCUUGGACAAAGUGGUGAGGUCCACAGCAUGAUUCAUGGAGUCAAUUAUGCUUCCUCUGGUGCUGGGAUCCUCUUCACAAGUGGCUCUGAUCUGGGGCAGCAUAUUUCCUUGACACAGCAGAUUGAGCAAGCUGUGGAUACUUUUCAGCUGAUCACAUUGAGUCUCGGUGAAAGGAGAGCAAACCGGCUAUUUGCUGAAUCAAUUUUCUUUCUUUCAGUUGGUAGUAAUGACUAUAUUCAUCAUUACCUUCGAAAUGCUUCUGGGGUUAAAUCUCUGUAUCUGCCUUGGGGAUUCAAUCAGCUUCUGAUCAGUACUGUGAAGCAGAGAUUGAAGACCCUCUACACAAUGAAUGCUCGGCGCUUUGUAGUAUUGGGGCUGGCUCCUCUGGGUUGCACUCCUCAUUUUUUGUGGGAAUAUCAGAGCAAAGAAGGCGAAUGCAUCAAGGAAAUAAAUGACAUGAUCAUGGAGUUUAAUUUUGGAAUGAGGUACAUGAUAGAUGAACUGAAUAAGGAGCUUAAGGAUGCAAUGUUCAUCUUCUGUGAUGCUUUCUUGGGUUCAGAGGAUAUCAUGAUGAACCACGAGCACUACGGUUUUGAAACGGUUACUGAAGCAUGCUGUGGGUUUGGCCAGUACGGAGGCUGGAUCAUGUGCAUCUCUCCUCAAAUGGCAUGCAAAAAUGCUACCACUCAUGUCUGGUGGGAUCAGUUUCAUCCUACAGAUGCAGUCAAUUCCAUCCUUGCUGAUAACAUAUGGUCUGGAUUGCAUGCCAAUAUGUGCCAUCCCAUAAAUCUCCAAGCUGCGAUGCCAAAGGUGCGUUCUGUGGCGUCCCUAGAAUGAGCUGAUCUGAAAAGUUUGAGACAACAUACCUGUUUCAAUUACUGUAUGUUUGUCACGCUUGAAAAUAGUUGAUGCAAGGGGGUUGGUACACUGGGUUGGGCUUUGGAUGUCAUAAAAGCAGUUAGCACUCAACUUUCGUGGGAACCACACUCGGUGCAAGCCUAAGCAGGUAUACUAUAGGGCCUUGGGGCGGAGGAGAGGUUUAUGCUUCCAGGAGCAUGACUACGUCUCAUGUCCAAGGUGUGUUUUCUUGUGAGAAAUGAGAAAGAAAGAGAAUCGUCAACUUCCCUUUUA